AUGGCCACUCAGCAAGACCUGCAGGACCUCCUGCGAUUACUGACCGUGACGCGCAAGACACCCAUGAUGCAGGCCAUGGCUCAGGUCAAGGCACUUCAGGGUGUUGGCCUCAGGAGCAUCCCCGAAAUUGCUCAAGCACCUCUUGCUACCGUCCAGUCGGCUAUCAAUGACGACAAGGCCGCGAAAGCGCUGCAUAACGCCUGCAGAGCAUGGCUUAAGCGCAACUCAUCUACCUCGCCUACACAGACUGCAGCCGGCGGAAAGCAUGCCGGCUCAGACGCCACUGGCUCAAGCUCCAAGCGUCCUAGAACCGAGUUUGUCUUGGGCGAGCCCCCACAGAUGACCCCCCAAGAGCUGGAACGCUCCCUUGAGCUGCCCAUCUGCACGGACGAGGAGCGCAUCUCAAAGACAGUCAUUGAGACGAACAGGGCACCGCUAGUCCUAGCCUUUGCUGUUGAGCUGCUGCGCUACACCAUGCCUGAGCAGCCGCUGUCGAGCCGGCUCAGCUUGGCCCAGGCCGUUGUCAGCGCCAACUCGAGGUCAAAGGCUGUCAGCAUCGGCCUGGAAAAGGGCCCCAGCGCAGACGAGGAAGGCUGGGCUGAAGGACAACCGCGUGUGACUAUCAUGGGCCGGACGAUUGCCGUCCUCAAGCGGGGAGGGUACCGAUGGCAAGGGGAGGAGACCGUGGGGGAGGAUGGGAAGACCGGUGAGCAGACGGGGCAGGGAGAGGGAGAGCAGGCAAAGACACAAGAGAGUCAAGCAGAGACCGAGACCCAGGCCUCAUCAGCAACACUCGCUCAUGAGCCGACACGCAACAAGCCCGCAUGGUCUGUCAGCCAGCCCAUAAGCCUGAAAGACUCUACCUUUGUCGCCCGCGCAAUUCACAUGGCCGACCCGUCCCAGCGCAGGGCUCUCAUACAGUCACUGCUCGAGGACAAUCCUAAGCUAAAGACUGCUACCCACAACGCCUGGGCCUAUCGGGUUCGCCCAUCAGAGGGUUCCCCAAAUCAACGGAUCCGCGAAGAGAGCUUCGACGACGGAGAGACAGGUUGCGGCGACCUGAUGCUGCGGGUGAUGCGGGAAGCCGGGGCCGUCGACACCCUUGUCGUGCUGACCCGGUGGUUUGGUGGCACCCUGCUCGGUCCGGACCGGUGGCGCCUGAUGCGCAAUUGCGUAGCCGGCGCUCUGAGCGAGCGGCUGCGAGUAACCGGCGCCGGUGUCACGCUCGGGGGUGAGGCGCUCUGGGGCCUGGACCUCGAGACUGCGCGGGCCAAGGCUACCGUUGGCGGCUAUGGUAGCGGCACCCGGCAGCACACCGUUACCGGAGUCGUAGGAAUGCCGAUCCAUCAGCCUGAAUCGGCCCGGCGGUAUCUUCUGCGGAGCUUUGCGAGCGCUCCGGCUGAAGAAGCCUCGGGGGAAGGGAGCGAUGGAUCUACGACACAGAGCCCUAAGAAGGCUAAGACGCUGAAAGCAAUUGAGGAAGAAAAAGAACAGAACCUCGGCCUACUGCUCGGUGCACUUCGAAUAGUGUUCGACAGUUGGGCCGAUCAUGUCAGUGCGGCCGAACUGGACAAACGGGCGUGGGGCUGGUACGUUGCGGUGAGGCCGGCCGUGGAGAGUGGACUGGCCGGCUGGGGAGCGAAGGGGUUGGUCAGAUUGCGCGACAUCCUCGCCUUGAGGAGAAAGGCCCAACAGAAGGGAUCCUGA
This is a messenger RNA of Thermochaetoides thermophila DSM 1495, 1707 nucleotides long. RefSeq lists its product as uncharacterized. Gene Ontology annotation, biological process: regulation of translational initiation. The transcript is spliced from 2 exons. Gene Ontology annotation, cellular component: cytoplasm. The record is from RefSeq and is a predicted model, not a curated record. NCBI's taxonomy places the organism in Eukaryota, Fungi, Ascomycota, Sordariomycetes, Sordariales, Chaetomiaceae. The coding region runs from base 1 to 1707 and encodes 568 amino acids.